CCCGCACGCCCCGCGCAGGAGAGCCACGGCACCGCUGGCCCCUCCCACUCCGGAGGACACAACGUCAGCCCUGGUUGUACGAUCACACAGUCGCCGCCUUUUUUUUUUACUCCAACAGAUGUCUGAUUGGUCGCCAGCUGACUAGGGGACCGUCCUCUGCCCAAGCCCUCCACCUGCAGCCAUGAAUGGUGCAGCCAGUGUGUGGGCCAUCACUCCGGAGGAGAGGGGCAAACAUGACAAACAGUUUGACUCUCUGGCUCCCGCCCUGGGACAUGUCUCGGGAGAACAAGCCAGGAAGUUCUUCCUCCAGUCCGGUCUGCCUCCUCCUGUUCUGGCAGAGAUCUGGGCCCUGGCUGACUUGGACUGCGAUGGGAAGAUGGAUAGACUCGAGUUCUCCAUUGCCAUGAAGCUCAUUAAACUGAAGCUUCAGGGGCGGGGCCUCCCCACCUCUCUGCCAAUAGUCAUGAAGCAGUCCCCAGCGGCCAACCCCGCCUCCAUCAUGACGUCAUCGUCGCGCUUCGGGAUGGGCUCCAUGCCAAACCUCUCCCUCCUCGUGCCCUCCAUGCCCUCCAUGUCCAUCCUAACCCCCGUCCCGGUGCACCAUCUCCCCCUCAUGCACCACCCCGUCCCCGGCCAACGCCCGAUGAUGCACACCCCUAUGACCCUCCCCCUCAUGUCCUCCCUGGGGAACGCCGGACUGCCCAACGGCCACGCCCACCUGCUCACGCCCUCCCCUGUGCCCAGCAACACAGCACACCCCAUGUCUGGCUUCUCCUCCCCCACGAUGUUCUCUCCGUCUACGGGCAUGUCCCAGGCCAACUCCCUGCUCGACCUGGGCUCAAGCAGUUCCAACUCGUCCUCCACCAACUCCUUGGCCAGUAACUCUCCAAAGACGGUCACUUGUGAUUGGGCGGUUCCUCAGGCCGCCAGACUCAAAUACCGGCAGCAGUUCAACACCCUGGACAAGCUCAUGAGUGGUUACCUGUCAGGACCGCAAGUAAGGAAUGCCCUGUUGGCCUCCAACCUGACGCAGACGCAACUCGCAGCCAUCUGGACGCUGGCAGAUGUGGACCGGGACGGCCAGCUGCGUGCGGAUGAGUUCAUCUUGGCCAUGCACCUGGUGGACAUGGCCAAGACCGGUCACCCACUGCCCCUCUCCCUGCCCCAAGACCUGGUGCCCCCCUCACUCAGGUCAGGGGGAAAGGGCAUUGAGCUGGUGAACGGAACGGGUCCCUACCUGAGUCCCAGCCCCGCCGACCCCACUGAGAUGGACCUGGCAUCCAAGGUGUCCUUCGAGGACAAGCUGAAGGAGAACUUUGCGCGGGGCAGCGCCGAGCUGGAGAAGCGGCGGCUGGCGUUGGAGGAGGAGCGGCGGCGGGAGCGGGAGCGCCGCGACCGGGAGCAGAGGGAGGCGCAGGAGAGGCGGGAGCGGGAGGCCCGCGAGCAGGAGAACCGGCGGCGGCUGGAGGAGGAGCGGCGGCUGGAGAGGCAGAGGGAGAUGGAGAGGCAGCGCGAGGAGGAGCGGCUCCGGGAGCUGGAGAGGAAGGAGGAGCUGGAACGUCAGCGCAAGGAGGCGUGGGAGCGGGGGAGACGGGAGGAGUUGUCGCGGCGGAAGGAGGGAGACCAGGAGGAGAUCGUCCAGCUGAAGGCGCGCAAGAAGUGUUUGGAGAUCGAGCUGGAGGCCGUGGGCAGCAAGCACAAGCAGAUCUCGGACCGUCUCCGCGACGCCCAGAGCAAGAGGAGGAUCCAGAAGUCGGAGUUGGACCUCAUCAACCAGAAGAGGGACGUGCGCAUCGCCGAGAUCAACACCCUGCAGGUUCAGUUUGAGGACUGGCAGAGGAAGCUGUCCCAGCUGGUCCCAGAACAGCAGAGGCUGACGGAGCGUCUGCGCUGCAUUGGGCUCAACAACCUCCCCUCCGUGACCCUGGCCACGCUGGGCGACAGCGUGACGGAGAAGGGGGUGACCUGCCGUCGCCUGAAGGACCAGCUGGACACGCUGGAGCGGGAGACGGCGGAUAAACUGGGACAGAUGGAGCAGUACAACAAGGAGCUCAAGUUUGGGGACAUGGAUGAUUGCCUCCUACGGUCUCUGCUCUCCCUGCUGACCUGUCUCAGCCAGCUUUUUCUCCUCAUCAAGGAGCUGAGGGAGAAGCAAGUGGCCCAGCAGGCCUCGCUGGACGACUUGUGCCGAGUCAAGGAGCAGAAGCAGAGGGAGCUGCAGAGGCGCCGUGAGGAGGAGGGCGAGAGGAAGAGGAGGGAGGAAGAGGAGGCAGCCAGACAGGCCAGACUGGAGCAGGAGCGGCUGGAGCAGGAGCGCAGGGAGCAGGCGCGACGGGACAGGGAGGAGGAGGAGGCGGAGCGGCAGAGGAGGCUCCUGGAGGAGCAGAGGGCCAAGCAGCGGGAGGAGGAGGAGAGGGAGGCCCAGGCCCGCCUCCGGGCCGCCCAGGAGAAGGCCCAGGAGGAGGAGAGGAGGCGGCGGGAGCAUGAGGAGGAGGAGGAGAAGAGGAGACAAAAGGAGGAGGAGGAGGAGAGAAGGCGGCGAGAGAAGGAGGAGAAGGAGGCGAAGGAGGAGCAGGAGAGGAGACGCAAGGAGGAGGAGCAGGAGCGACGGCGGGAGGUGGAGGCGGCGGAGGAGGAGAAGAGGAGGAAGGAAGAGGAGAGGAUGCAGAAGGAGGAGGAGCGGAGGAGGAGGGAGCAGCAGCAGAAGGAGGCGGGGGGAGGUGGAGCGUCCGUGGCGGUGAUGACCCUCUACAGAGCGCUCUACCCGUUCGUGGCCCGCAACGCAGACGAGCUCAGCCUGGAGGGCAGCUGCCUCAUCGAGGUGGAUGAGGCCACCGUGGGUGAGCCCGGCUGGCUGUGCGGGAGUUACCGCGGAAACCGGGGCUGGUUCCCCCAGAGUUAUGCGGAGAGAUGUGCCGCUUCCUCCGCCUCCAGCACCACCACCAACACCUCCAGCGAGGCAGCACCGCCUGCAUCCCAGGCGGGUCCGCUACCCUCUAGCGUUGCUCCGCCGUCAGCUGCCAGCGGGCUUGCAGAGGGAGCGACGGCGGAGGCAGGCCCCAGCCGCGUCGGCCCUCCGGUCCCGCAGCCGUCACAUGUAGGAGAACAUUUGCACGGGGCUCCUCUGCGGGCUCGGGCGGUGACGUCGUGGUCGUCCUCCUCCUCCGACGCCCAGCCCGACCCCUCCACCCGCGGCGGCGGCGGCGGCGAUAGCAUCACGGCGCUGCUGAGCUUCUCCCAGGGCGACGUCAUCAGCGUGCUGCAGCAGAGGGAGGACUGGUGGCUCGGACAGCUCGCCGGAACUCAGGGAUGGUUCCCUAAAGAUUACGUCACUCUGGAGCCAGAUAACACCGACGCGGAGGGCUCCGACACUUUAGAUUCUGUUCAGCUGGAGGACUUUGUGGCCCUGUAUACCUACGAGAGCCCGGAGGCCGGCGACCUGACGUUUGACGAGGGGGACGUUGUCAUGGUGACGGAGCGCGAGGGGGAGUGGUGGAGGGGCUGCAUCGGGGACCGUGCCGGUGUGUUCCCCUCAAACUACGUCAGGCCCGUGGAGCCGGAGAUUUCAAGACCCGGAGGCCCAGUCAAAAAACCUGAGAUUGCCCAGGCGCUGGUCAACACUGUUGCCCCAACGGCUCAGCAGCUCAGUCUGUCGCCAGGGCAACUGAUCGUGGUUCUGGCCAAGAACUCCACCGGCUGGUGGCUCGGGGAACUGCAGGCCAGAGGUAAGAAGCGACAGAGAGGUUGGUUCCAUUCCUCCAACGUUAAACUGCUGGGCCCCACCAGCGGCAAGUCUACUCCUUCUCCUCUGCCAGUGUGCCAGGUCAUCACCAUGUAUGACUACACGGCGGCCAAUCAGGACGAGCUCAGCUUCUCCAAGGGUCAGCUGAUCAGCGUCCUGGACAAGACCAACCCUGAUUGGUGGAAGGGGGAGGUCAACGGUGUCACCGGCCUGCUGCCGACCAAUUACGUGAAGAUGACGACCGAGUCUGACCCCAGCCAGCAAUGGUGUGCUGACCUGAUGAGCUUGGACAGCAUGACCCCCCAGGAGAGAAAGAGGCAGGGCUACAUCCACGAGCUGAUCCAGACCGAGGAGACCUACGUAGAGGACCUGGAGCUGGUGCUUGAGGUGUUCCAUAAGCCCAUGUCCGAGUCGGGCCGUCUGACCCCCACAGAGAUGGGGACCAUCUUCGUCAACUGGAGGGAGCUGAUCAUGUGCAACACCAAACUACUGAAGGCCCUGCGCGUGCGUAAGAAGACGGGCGGGGAGAACAUGGCGGUGCAGGUGAUCGGAGACCUGCUGGCCGCGGAGCUGGCCCACAUGCAGCCCUACAUCCGCUUCUGCUCCUGCCAGCUCAACGCCGCCGCCCUGCUGCAGAGGAGGACCAACUCCGAGCCCGACUUCAAGGACUUCCUCAAGAAGAUAGCCACUAACUACCGCUGCAAAGGGAUGCCCUUGUCCAGCUUCCUGUUGAAGCCCAUGCAGAGGAUCACACGCUACCCUCUUCUCAUAAAGAAUAUCCUGGAGAACACCCCUGAGGGCCACGUGGACCGGGGGUCCCUGCGGGAGGCCCUGGAGCGGGCGGAGGAGCUGUGCUCGCAGGUCAACGAGGGGGUCAGGGAGAAGGAGAACUCUGAUAGGCUGGAGUGGAUCCAGAGCCACGUCCAGUGUGACGGCCUCAUAGAGCACCUGGUGUUCAACUCGCUCACCAACUGUCUGGGGCCGCGCAAGCUGCUACACAGCGGGCGUCUGCACAAGACGCGGGGCGGCCGCGAGCUCUGGGUCUUCCUCUUCAACGACUUCCUCCUCCUCACCCACAGCCCGGCCAAGUCCUUCUCCUCGUCCUCCUCUUCCUCCCUGGGCGCGGACCGGCUCUUUAGCCACAAGGCCAACGUGCAGCUCAAGAUGUACAAGACGCCUCUGUUCCUGAACGAGGUUCUGGUGAAGAACCCCCCGGACCCGUCCAGUGACGAACCGCUCUUCCACAUAUCACACAUCGACCGCGUGUACACACUCAAGGCGGACACCCUGAACGAGAGGACGACCUGGGUCCAGAGAAUCAAAGCAGCGUCCGAAGUGUUCAUUGAGACGGAGAAGAAGAAGAGAGAGAAGGCGUACCAAGCGCGUUCUCUGAAGACCAGCGGCAUCGGACGUCUCCUGGUCACCGUCACGGAGGCCCAAGAGCUCAAGGCCUGCAAGCCCAACGGUAAAAGCAACCCGUACUGCGAGCUCACCAUGGGGGCCCAGUGCUACACGUCCCGGCCGCUCGGCGACACGCUCAACCCCAAGUGGAACUUCAACUGCCAGUUCUUCGUCCGGGAUUUCUACCAGGACGUCCUGUGCAUCACAGUGUUCGAGAAGGACCAGUUCUCCCCCGACGAUUUCCUGGGGCGCACGGAGGUUCCCGUGGCAACCAUAAAGAAGGAGAUGGAGAGCAAGGGCGCGGCGACCCGCCGCCUGCUGCUGCACGAGGUGCCGACCGGAGAGGUGCUGGUCAAGCUGGACCUGCAGCUCUACGAGCAGACCGCGUGAAACAUGGGCCCCCUCGCUCACACACAACACACACACAAAGACCCACGAGCUGACGCACAGAUGCACACACUAAAAGACGCACGCGCUAACACACAGAAUCAAAGACGCACACACAAACACACAGACGCACACGCUAACACACAGACACACACGCUAGCACACAGACGCGCAGAAACAAAGACGCACACGCUAACACACAGAAGCACACACACACACGCUCACACACACACACAGACACAAAGACGCACACACAUAGACGAACAUAUAGAUUUAUGUCCUGUAGAAAAAUAUUAACAGACAAGGAUAUCGAUUUAUUACCUUGCACACACACACACAUACAUAAAGUGCCUUCUUCUUCCCAAUGUACGUAGUACCAUUCUCCAGGAUUGUUCUCAUAUGUUGCCAUAUACUGCCCUGAGCCAAGGUUACCAGUGUUGAGGCCACUCACACAGCGAUAACAGAAAAACCUAUAAAGGUUUUAAAUAACAAAAUACCUUAUUUUAUUGUAAUUUCUUUUCUUUAAUUUAUUUCAUUUUUUGUUGGCGAACAUCCCGCAAAUUUUGGAUUUUGGAUGGUUUUUGGAAGGUCGGUGAUAGAGAAGUGAUUCACUUUAUUAACUCAAUGUCCAUGGCUGGAGGGUUUACAGUCUAAUAACCAUUUACUGCCAUCGAAGAAUCAUGUUUGGUAAGAAGAACACCCAUAAUCGACUUUGAGCAUUGGGUUCUUUAAAUAUAGAUCUGUGGCACCGUUUUUAUUCUAAUAUAUUCUAAUGCAAAUGUAACCAAUUUGAACUGUUGCACACUACUGUACAAUAGGAUGUCUCGGGCCACGAAGCCUCCUAUUCGAGGCCUGAAUGAGGCGUAAAUAAAACUUACAUUGAAAAAAGA
Gadus morhua (Atlantic cod) is the source of this 6420-nucleotide messenger RNA. RefSeq names its product intersectin 2a (gene itsn2a). The coding region runs from base 182 to 5533 and encodes 1783 amino acids. Gene Ontology annotation, molecular function: calcium ion binding; guanyl-nucleotide exchange factor activity; protein binding. The record is from RefSeq and is a predicted model, not a curated record. The transcript is spliced from 39 exons. Gene Ontology annotation, biological process: intracellular signal transduction; positive regulation of Rho protein signal transduction. NCBI's taxonomy places the organism in Eukaryota, Metazoa, Chordata, Actinopteri, Gadiformes, Gadidae.